CACAAAUGGUGAACAGUACCCAAAGCUCACAUAGAACCGAUAAUGCGGUGGAGCUAGAUAUGCUUCUAGGAUAUAUGAAAGAACUUAUUAUUCCUUACGUUGAUAGUGCGAGCAAUAAGGAAGCAUCUGUGGUGGAGUAUUAUCCACCUGAAAAGCUCGAGAAAUUAGUUGACUUCUCAUUACCCGAGAAUGGUGGCGGUGUGGAAGGUGCUUUCAAAUCCAUCAAGGAAACGCUGAAAUACAGCGUCAAUGGUUGGAAUCCAAGAUUUAUGGACAAACUUUAUGCUGGUACCAACCCAAUAGGAGUCAUUAGCGAACUCUUGAUUGCUACUUUAAAUUCAAACGUUCAUGUUUACCACGUUUCCCCUGUCAUGACUAUGAUGGAAGUUCAUGUGACACGGGCUGUCGGACAGCUUCUUGGAAUGGGUGCCAACGCAGGUGGUUUAUUGUGUCCAGGAGGAUCUGCUUCAAAUCAGUUAGCCAUGGUUACAGCCCGCAACACCCUCUACCCUUCUAUUAAAGACACCGGCUAUAUGCCUAGACCUUUUAAUCCAUCUGCUGAAUAUGGCAAACUCAAGAUAUUCACUUCGAAACACUCUCACUACAGCAUUGAUAAAUCUGCUCAGAUUAUGGGCCUGGGUGUUGAUAACAUUGUCAAAGUUCCUGUUGAUGAAGAUGGAAAAAUGCAAGUAUCCGCAUUAGAGAAGUGUAUACUGGAAUCUAUCGACCUUGGUGAAACGCCGUUUUUCAUUAAUGCUACGGCUGGAACUACUGUCAUGGGAGCAUUUGACCCGAUUCAAGCGAUUUCGGCCAUUGCUAAAAAAUACAAUUGCUGGUUACAUGUUGACGGCUCUUGGGGAGGAUCCGUCGUAUUUUCAGAAAAGGUCAUGAAUGAAAAGUCUUGGUUGGUUGGUUCACACUUGGCCGAUACAUUCACUUUAAACCCACACAAACUUUUGGGCGUGCCAUUGCAAUGUUCCAUGCUAUUGACUCCCCAUAAUGGAAAUUUGUUAUUCGCAAAGCACAACACUCUCAAAGCCGAUUAUCUCUUUCACGGUAACCCAUACGAUCUUGGAGAAGGUACAUUGGGAUGUGGACGCAGGCCAGACGCAGCCAAGAUGUUCUUAAGUUGGAAAUAUUACGGUCGAUGUGGGCUGGGCGAUCGAAUUGAUCAAGCAUUGGCCACGGCAGAGAAAUUUGCCAAUAGAGUGAAAGAGAGAGCAUCGAGAGGAUUCAAGCUAGUCAAGGACCCAUGUCCUUUUCUUCAAGUAUGCUUUUGGUAUGUGCCUCCAGCUUUGGCAAACAAGCCGGUCGAUCAAAUCGACCUGUCAAAAAUUACUCGUAUACUGCAUAAGAAAAUCAAUCACAGUGGAGAAUUCAUGAUUGACUACGCUCCUUUGGAAGGAGUACCCGAUUUUUUUAGAAUAGUCAUCAAUGCCCCAACUGUAGAUUGUGAUAGAGAUCUCGUUAGACUUUUAGAUGCCGUUGAACGAGUUGCCAAAGAGGUUGAUUGGGAGAAUUAAAAGACAGUCACGAUUGAAACAAUCAAUCCGACGCAAUUUCGACAUAUGCGAAUUUUCCUGACACAUCUUUGGUACUGGAAUGCGUCACAUCUAAUGGCAGAAAAUCCGAUCGUUAUAUGUCGAGUGCGCGCCUUAUAUCCCUUCCAAUCGACCGAUCAGUCAUCUCUAUGUUUCAAGAAAGGAGACUUUAUAGAAGUGCUGGCUCAACUUGAGACUGGCUGGUGGGACGGUUGGUGCGAUGGCAAUCGUGGAUGGUUUCCAUCUAAUUAUGUAGAGGUUAUAGACGACGACGAGCUGUUGCCGCCUUCACCUUCUAUUACGCUCAACGCUCGUCAGAGUCUGGAUCAUGGCACAGCCGAUUUAUCAUUUGACCAAGAUC
Umbelopsis ramanniana AG is the source of this 1902-nucleotide messenger RNA. RefSeq lists its product as uncharacterized. The coding region runs from base 6 to 1523 and encodes 505 amino acids. The record is from RefSeq and is a predicted model, not a curated record. Gene Ontology annotation, biological process: carboxylic acid metabolic process. The transcript is spliced from 7 exons. Gene Ontology annotation, cellular component: cytoplasm. Gene Ontology annotation, molecular function: pyridoxal phosphate binding; carboxy-lyase activity. NCBI's taxonomy places the organism in Eukaryota, Fungi, Mucoromycota, Umbelopsidomycetes, Umbelopsidales, Umbelopsidaceae.